Stegastes partitus (bicolor damselfish) is the source of this 432-nucleotide messenger RNA. RefSeq names its product type-4 ice-structuring protein LS-12-like. Gene Ontology annotation, biological process: lipid transport; lipoprotein metabolic process. Gene Ontology annotation, molecular function: lipid binding. Gene Ontology annotation, cellular component: extracellular region. The transcript is spliced from 3 exons. The record is from RefSeq and is a predicted model, not a curated record. The coding region runs from base 1 to 432 and encodes 143 amino acids. NCBI's taxonomy places the organism in Eukaryota, Metazoa, Chordata, Actinopteri, Pomacentridae.
AUGAAGUUCUCCCUGGUUGCCGCCGUGGUCGUCGUGCUGGUUCUGUUCCACGGCUCUGAGGCCGGCUCUGUGGUGAAGCGUGACGUCCAGGCCGAGGUGGACAGGAUCACCAAGCUCAUCAGCGAGAUGUCCGUCAGCAUCACCGCCGCCACCCAGGACAUGGUGGAGAAGGUGAAGGCCCUGGAGGUGACCAGCACCGCCCAGACUUACAUGGAGGACAGCAAGGCCAAGAUCCAGCCUCUGGUUGAGAAGGUCCAGGCCGAGGCCACCAAGCUGCAGGAGCAGGUCAAGCCCUUCAUCGCCAACAUCGAGGACCAGAUCAAGCCCCUGACGGACAACUUCAACGCUCAGGUCAAGCCUCUGACCGCCAUGAUGGAGAAGUUCUUCCAGAAGGUGAUGGACCAGACCAAGGCCCUGCUGCCCCCCCAGUAA